GAUGUAUCUAAAACACGUCUUUCUUACUUUCUGGGUUCCUUUGCUUUCAUCUUCUUAAAAACAAAGUAAUGAUUUUGUUUGUAAACCUCGAUCCGAGGAGACAAACAGCCUCCACUCUCUAGCAUCCAUCCUCUGUUUAUGCGGCAUUUUGCAAACAACACCUUUCGCUGAUUCGUUUCAGGUGAAUUCCCCAAAUCUCGUGCCAACAUGGGGCAAGACAAUCACCACAAGCGCAGCACUAGCGCCGGUUUACCCACCUCCAACGCCCGAGGCCGCGCCACCGGGAUCCCCCGCGGCCGCCAGAUCCAGAAGACCUUCAACAACAUCAAGAUCACUAUGCUAUGCGGCUUUGUCACCAUCCUCGUCCUCCGCGGCACCAUCGGCGUCAAUCUCGGCUCCUCCGAUUCCGACGCCGUCAACCAGAACCUUAUCGAGGAGACCAACCGCAUCCUCGCCGAGAUCCGAUCCGACGCCGACCCCUCCGAUCCCGACGACCAGCAACCCUUCAACCCCAACGCUACCUUCACCCUCGGCCCCAAAAUCAAUAAUUGGGACCAAGAGCGCCAAAAUUGGCUCACUCAAAACCCUGAAUACCCUAAUUCCAUCAGAGGUAAACCUCGCAUCUUGCUCCUCACUGGUUCCCCUCCCAAACCCUGUGAUAACCCUAUUGGAGAUCAUUACCUCUUGAAGUCCAUUAAGAACAAGAUUGAUUACUGUAGAUUACACGGGAUUGAAAUUGUGUACAAUUUGGCUCAUUUGGAUGUGGAACUUGCUGGCUACUGGGCAAAGUUGCCUAUGAUUCGGAGGUUGAUGUUGUCACAUCCCGAGGUUGAGUGGAUUUGGUGGAUGGAUAGUGAUGCUUUUUUUACUGAUAUGGUGUUUGAGCUUCCCAUGUCUAAGUACGAUGCUUAUAAUUUGGUUCUUCAUGGAUACCCUGAUUUGUUGUUUGACCAGAAGUCUUGGAUUGCGGUGAAUACUGGGAGUUUUCUGUUUAGGAACUGCCAGUGGUCUUUGGAUUUGCUUGAUGAAUGGGCUCCCAUGGGUCCCAAGGGGCCGGUUCGCGAGGAGGCCGGCAAGAUCUUGACGGCCAAUCUCAAGGGGAGGCCGGCAUUUGAGGCCGACGAUCAGUCUGCAUUGAUAUACUUGCUGCUGUCCCAGAAGGAGAAGUGGAUGGAUAAGGUGUUUCUUGAGAAUUCGUUCUAUUUGCACGGUUACUGGGCAGGGUUGGUUGAUCGGUAUGAGGAGAUGAUUGAGAAGUAUCACCCCGGUUUGGGUGAUGAGAGAUGGCCGUUUGUGACACAUUUUGUCGGCUGUAAGCCCUGUGGGAGCUAUGGAGAUUAUCCUGUGGAGAGGUGCCUCAGUAGCAUGGAGAGGGCUUACAAUUUUGCUGAUAAUCAGGUGCUUAAGCUCUAUGGUUUCAGGCAUCGUGGUCUGUUGAGCACCAAGAUCAAGAGGAUCAGAAAUGAGACUGUUACUCCUUUGGAGUUUGUAGACCAGUUUGAUAUUCGAAGGCAUUCUACGGAAAGCAAGGGAUUGAAGAGCUAGUAAGAAAUGCUGUUCAAUGGUGGUAUUAUAGACAGAAAUUAUUUAGAAGUGAAAUUUCAUUUGGGGACAGUUCACAUGUAACUUCUGCUUUUUCUGUUGUCUUGGUACUUCUUUUGAGAAUGUUAGGAUAGAAUUCUUUCGUAAUUUAUCUUCUUUCUUAUCAGUUUGAGCAAUCAGCAAACAAAUUUUAUUUACUCAUCUGCUGUAUACUGAGCUACCUUUGUAUUUGGGCUUAUGUGACAUUAAAUCAAUUCACGAACUUAAUAUACUUCCAUGUCCUCUUGA
Vigna angularis (adzuki bean) is the source of this 1830-nucleotide messenger RNA. RefSeq names its product probable xyloglucan 6-xylosyltransferase 5. Gene Ontology annotation, molecular function: hexosyltransferase activity. Gene Ontology annotation, biological process: xyloglucan biosynthetic process. The coding region runs from base 208 to 1545 and encodes 445 amino acids. The transcript has a single exon. The record is from RefSeq and is a predicted model, not a curated record. Lineage: Eukaryota; Viridiplantae; Streptophyta; Magnoliopsida; Fabales; Fabaceae. Gene Ontology annotation, cellular component: trans-Golgi network; membrane; endosome.